UUCUGGUUAUGACCGAUGGAAAACAGACAGUGGAAAAAGACGGAGUUCUUAGCUCUGACAUUCUCCGCGACGCUGUUCAGCCUCUGAAAGACAAAGGCAUUCGUGUGAUAUCUCUGGGUGUUGGCAAAGGUAUCGGAUUGUUUGAUCUUGUAACCCUUGCCUCCACGGAUUUGGAUGUGUACACGGCUACAGAUUUUGAAGAGCUCGAAACUUUGGUUACGGAACUGACAAAAGGAAACUGUCCAGUGCAUGGAAAUUGGUCUGACUGGGGAGAAUGGAGUAACUGUACAGUAUCAUGCGGUGGAGGCGAACAGACACGUUAUCGGGAUUGUGACAAUCCUCCUCCGGCUUACGGGGGAAGAGAGUGCCUUGGUGUCAGCGAGGAAACACGCCCUUGCAACGAGUUACCGUGCGCCGUUGAUGGAGGUUGGACCGAGUGGAAACCAUGGGAAAUUUGUCCAGUAACGUGCGGAGGAGGAAUACAGAAUCGUUAUAGAACCUGCACAGAUCCCCCACCCGCUCACGGAGGAAAAGAUUGCUCCGGGGAAGGUGUACUUACUCGUCCUUGCAACGAAGAGCCUUGUCCAGUUCAUGGAAACUGGGCCCGAUGGGAGGACUGGAGACAAUGCAGUGUGUCGUGCGGUGGAGGAACACAGAUUCGAAGUCGGACCUGUACCAAUCCUCCGCCACAAUUUGGUGGCCGAAACUGCAGUGGCGAGAGUCAAAAUGAGCGGUCUUGUAACGAGCAACGGUGUCCAAUUGACGGUAGGUGGACAAGAUGGGGAGACUGGGAACAAUGUUCCAUGACAUGUGGUGGUGGAGUUCAAGUGUCCCGCCGAUCAUGCACUGAUCCUGCGCCGGCGUUUGAGGGAGCAAAUUGUGAAGGGGACAGCUUGCGUUCUCGAUCCUGCAACGAGGAGGAAUGUCCUGUUGAUGGAAAGUGGACUGACUGGGAAGAUUGGGAGCUAUGCAGUGUCACGUGCGCUGGAGGAACGCAGAGUCGAUUUCGAACUUGCACCAAUCCUCCGCCGCGAUUUGGAGGCCGGAACUGCAGUGGAGAAGGACAGGAAGUCCGUUCUUGCAAUGAAGAUCCAUGUCCAAUCGACGGAAGGUGGACAAAGUGGGGAGCAUGGGAACCAUGUCCCGUAUCGUGUGGUGGUGGUAUUCAGUUGUCUAAGCGGUCUUGUACCAAUCCUGCUCCUGCUUUUGGAGGAGACGACUGCGAAGGGGACAGCGUUCGCUCAAGAUCCUGCAACGAACGAGGAUGUCCUGCUGACGGAAACUGGUCAGUGUGGAGCGAGUUUACCCUUUGCUCCGUUUUUUGUGGUGGCGGAAGACAAAACCGCUCCAGAACAUGCACCAACCCACCACCGAAAAACGAUGGAAAAUACUGUGCUGGAGAGAGCAGUGAAAUACGACCCUGCAAUACUCUACCAUGUCCAGUCGACGGAGGAUGGUCAUCGUUCGGAGAGUGGGGCUCAUGUUCUCUGACAUGUGGAGGUGGCGUUCAAGAUCGACAAAGAACUUGCACCAAUCCCCCUCCAGCCCACAGCGGUAGACCUUGCGACGGUUCCAGUGUGGAAACCAGAUUUUGCAAACAGUUUCCAUGUCCAGGGGAUGGGAAAUGGUCUGCAUGGAAGCCCUGGUCUCCCUGCAGUGUGUCAUGCGCAUUAGGAACUCAGAGUCGAUCUCGUACUUGUACCAAUCCUCCUCCAACCUUUGGUGGUAGAGUCUGCGUUGGAAAGAGUGAUGAGACCAAGUCCUGCAAUAAUGGACCUUGCCCUGUGAAUGGAAGGUGGGCAAGAUGGAACCCAUGGAGCUCAUGCCCGGUGAGGUGUGGGGGCGGAACUCAAGUACGUUUACGAUCCUGCACUAAUCCCCCACCCGCCUUUGGUGGAGCAAAUUGCAUCGGAGAAAGACGGCAGGCUCAACCAUGUAAUGUGCAGCCGUGCGAAGUUCAUGGCAACUGGGCACGAUGGCAAAGCUGGAGCAUAUGCAGUAAGAGCUGUGGUGGAGGGGAUCAGAGCCGAAUGCGAACUUGCACAAAUCCUCCACCUCUUCAUGGUGGCAGGCAGUGUUUAGGAAGGAACAAGGAGACUCGCUCUUGCAACAGGCGGCCAUGUCCAGUCGACGGUAACUGGGCUGACUGGAAACCAUGGAGUAGUUGUUCAAGGUCGUGUGCCGGAGGAAAACAGAUCCGUUGGCGUUCUUGUACCAAUCCCCAACCUUCCAGUGGUGGAUCUUGGUGUAUUGGGAGUCGACAGGAAACAAAAUCCUGCAAUGAAGAUAAACUGUGCCCAGUUAAUGGUGGUUGGUCCUUCUGGGGUUACUGGGGUCGCUGCUCAGUUUCCUGUGGAGCAGGAGUAAGGCAUCGAGCCAGAACUUGUAACAAUCCCCCACCAGCACACGGUGGAGCACGGUGUCGUGGAGAAAGCAAAGAAGUUUCUUACUGUGAGAGUUCAUCCUGCCCAGUUGAUGGUAAUUGGAGUCAGUGGGGUCGUUUUAGCCGAUGCUCAAAGAGGUGUUGGGGUGGAAUAAAGCGUCGUUACAGAUUUUGUUCUAAUCCACGUCCAUCUAAUGGUGGUAAGGAGUGUCCGGGCGAGGGAGUGGAAGAAAUUCCUUGCAACACAAGACCUUGUUCAGUAAACGGAAACUGGGGCCGAUGGGACAAUUGGAGUCCGUGUUCAGUAACUUGUGGUGGCUUGGGGCUGAGAAUAAGAAGAAGGCAAUGCAACAACCCCCCUCCAUCGCACGGCGGCAGAUAUUGUCCUGGAAGCAGUUCAUUCACGGCUUCCUGCGCCGGUUGGUUACCUUGUGAAGUAAACUGCAAUAUCCCUCUUGACUUUGCUAUCAUCGUGGACACAUCUGGCAGCAUUUCUAGGAGGAACUUCCAUCUUCUUCAACGGUUCAUUCACAGUCUGGUGGAUGGCUUUAAAGUGGCUAAAGACUACACCCAUAUAGCGAUCAUUGAAUACAGCACCGCUGCUUCUGUGCAACUCCGUUUCAAUGACCUGUCUGGAAGAAAUCUUACUAGAAACAAUGUAAAUAAAAAAGUGCAGAGUAUGCCCCAUAAAAAAGGGUUCACUUUCAUCGACAAGGCAUUACGUAAGGCAGACCAAGACGUUUUCACAUACGCCGCUGGCAUGCGAUAUGAUUCGGAUAAGGUGGCACUCGUAAUGACGGAUGGGGAGCAAACAGUUGAAAAGAACUCUACGAAGUCAGACAUCGAGAUUCUUACCGAAGCCUCAAAGCCUCUUAAAGAUAAGGGUGUGCGCAUUAUUUCGCUUGGAAUUGGAAGACGGGCCAAUAAGAAAAGUCUGGAGGCCAUUUCCUCAGGAAGUGACGUGUACUCUUCGGAAUCUUUCUCUAAACUCAGACUACUAGUGAGAAAAUUAAAGAAAGGAACCUGCCAAGCGACAGUGACAGCAGCAGGCUACAAAUACGUGAGAAGGACGAAAAAGAUCUAAAAUCAUCGAUUAUCGAUCUUAAAUCUCUAUCUCUGCCGUAAAACAAACGAACCAGGGAAACAAACAAACUUCACAGCUCCAUGUGUAGGAGCUUCUGUGAAAAACAAGUUGUUUUUGUCCAGCACAAUAUUAUUAUCAAUGUAAGAGAUUAACAAACCACUAAAUUGGUGCAAUAUUCAUGAUACAGUA
This is a messenger RNA of Stylophora pistillata, 3656 nucleotides long. RefSeq names its product SCO-spondin. Gene Ontology annotation, molecular function: peptidase inhibitor activity. Gene Ontology annotation, cellular component: extracellular region. Lineage: Eukaryota; Metazoa; Cnidaria; Anthozoa; Scleractinia; Pocilloporidae. The record is from RefSeq and is a predicted model, not a curated record.